Molecule: messenger RNA, 1059 nt
Organism: Asparagus officinalis (garden asparagus)
Lineage: Eukaryota; Viridiplantae; Streptophyta; Magnoliopsida; Asparagales; Asparagaceae
Exons: 1
Coding region: 1-1059 (352 amino acids)
Molecular function (GO): zinc ion binding; nucleic acid binding
Source: RefSeq, a predicted model, not a curated record
AUGGCCCCAACCCGUCGACCCCCAGCUCUAGUUGUCCCUACAGGACACCAAGUCGAUCAGGCUGAUCUUGAAGAAGCGAUUAGGGAGCUGGUAGCUCAUAAUCGCCAAAGGGACGAGCAGCGACAGGUUGCAAGGUUGGGUAAUGUGUCCGAUUUUCGGAAGCUUAACCCACAACACUUUGCUGGGACUGAAGGCGGAUAUGAGGCCGAGAUGUGGUUGCAAACCAUGGAUCGCCUAUUGAGGGCAGCUAAGAUACCAGAUGAAGACCGAGUCGAUAUUGUGCAGCUGCAACUUAGUAAUAUAGCUAGAACAUGGUGGGAUGCAGAGGAGGAGAAGCUGCCAAAGCCAGUUUCAUGGGAGACAUUCCAAGAGAGUUUCCUAGAGGCAUUUUUCCCGAAGAUAGCUCGUCUUGAGAUGCAUAGACGGUUUGUUAUGCUGAGACAGAGAGCCAGUACUGUAGAGGCAUUUUUCCCGAAGAUAGCUCGUCUUGAGAUGCAUAGACAGUUUGUUAUGCUGAGACAGAGAGCCAGUACUGUAGAUGAGUAUGCAGCAGAGUUUGCCAAGCUCAGCAGGUUUGCCCCUGGGAUGGUGUCCAAUGAGGUGGAUAAGGGACAAAGAUUCAUGCAGGGUCUAAAUUUUGAGAUCCAGACUCAGAUUUAUAGUCAGAAGGGGGUUGAGACUUAUACGGAUGUCCUAGAGGCAGCUCGGAAAGCAGAACAGCUGAUUGGGAUCAUGAACUCAGUGAAGAGAGGGGCAAACAAGCGCCCUGUAGGACAGAACUCGGGAGGUAACCAGCAGAAGCCUCAAACCGGAGGAGCACCAGCCAAGCGCCAGCAGAUAGGGACUCCAAGACCAGCUCCACAACCAACCAACAUGAUUUGUCAUUUCUGCAGCAAGCCGGGGCACUUAAUGAAGGACUGCAGGAGAGCUAACGGGUUGUGCCUAGCAUGUGGGGCGGUAGAUCAUCAGCUUUCCACUUGUCCCAGUAAAGGAGUUUUAGGAGGAUAUUCAGGCGGAGCGAUAGUGCCAGCAAGGCAGGCUAGACCGGGUGGGCAAUAG